GGGGGAGGGGGAGGGUCGGAGGUGACAAUGGCGGCGGCCUUGGCGGACGAGGAGAUCGACAACGAUGACUUUUACGCGCUUCUGAACGUCAGGAGGGAGGCCACAUUGGAUGAGCUUAAAGCUGCCUAUCGCCGGUUGUGCAUGCUCUACCACCCUGACAAGCACCGAGACCCUGAGCUGAAACAGAAAGCAGAGUCUCUCUUUAACUUAGUUCAUCAAGCCUAUGAAGUACUUAGUGAUCCGCAGAGCAGAGCCAUCUAUGAUAUCUACGGUAAAAAAGGCCUGGAUAUGGAAGGCUGGGAGGUGGUAGAGAGGAAGAAGACAGCGACUGAAAUACGGGAAGAGUUCGAGAGGCUACAACAAGAGCGGGAAGAGAGGCGACUGCAACAAAGAACGAACCCCAAGGGGACGAUAAGCGUUGGUGUGGACGCAACGGAUCUAUUCGACCGCUAUGAGGAAGAGUUUGAAGAGGCGAGGAGUGGCUUUCCUCAUAUUGAGAUUAAUAAAAUGCACAUAUCCCAAUCUAUUGAGGCUCCUCUAACUACGACGGAUACAGCGGUGCUGUCAGGCAGCCUCUCCACACAGAAUGGAAAUGGCGGUGGCUCAAUCAAUGUUGCAUUUAGGCGGGUGACGUCUGCAAAAGGUUGGGGAGAGUUGGAAUUCGGAGCGGGAGAUCUUCAAGGACCUUUGUUCGGGGUGAAGUUAUUUCGAAACCUCACGUCACGCUGUUUUAUUACCACUCACUGCGCACUACAGUUCUCCUCCCGUGGAGCACGCCCUGGCCUGACCACAGUCCUGGCCCGGAACCUCGACAAGAACACAAUGGGUUACCUGCAAUGGCGAUGGGGCAUGCAGUCUGCCAUGAACACCAGUGUUGUGCGGGACACCAAAUCUAGCCAUUGUACAUUAGCGUUCCAGCUCGGCAUUCCCCAUUCAUUCGUACUGUUGAGCUAUCAGUACAAGUUCCAGGACGACGAUCAAACCAAGGUGAAGGGAUCCAUCAAGUCGGGUUUCUUUGGCACUGUGCUCGAAUACGGUGCUGAGAGGAAAAUCUCCAGACACAGUGUUUUGGGAGCAACGGUCAGCAUAGGAGUGCCCCAGGGGGUGUCACUCAAACUCAAGUUGAACCGAGCCAGUCAGACGUACUUCUUCCCCAUUCACCUCACAGACCAGGUGCUGCCUAGUGCCAUCUUCUACGCGACUGUGGGACCCUUAGUCAUCUAUUUUGCAAUGCACCGACUGAUCAUCAAACCCUAUCUCCAAUCACAGAAGGAAAAAGAACUAGAAAAACACAGAGAGAACUCGGCAAGUACUGUGGCGGUAAAGAAACAGGAGGCUGAGGCAUCGGUCCGGUUGAUGCAGGAAUCUGUGAGGAGGAUUAUAGAAACUGAAGAAUCCAAAAUGGGUCUUAUCAUAACUAAUGCCUGGUAUGGGAAGUUUGUGACUGACAACAGUAAGAAGCACGAGAAGGCCAAGGUGAUCGAUGUGACAGUUCCUCUGCAGUGUCUAGUGAAGGAUUCCAAACUCAUCCUGACUGAAGCUUGUAAGUCUGGCCUGCCGGGGUUUUACGACCCGUGUGUCGGAGAAGAGAAGAGUUUGAAGGUGAUUUAUUUGUUCCGAGGAGUUUUGCAUCAAGUCAUGACGGGGAAUGCCGAAUCACUGAGAAUACCCAAGCAAUCUCACAGAGUUGACGUGGACGGAUGAACAAGUGGGAAUCCUACGUGGACAGUCAUCUGGGCUUGGACUUGACUUGAACACAGACCAGCUGCUAAACAACUUCUCCUAUAAAUUAAAUUUAACACAAAUGCACAUAUGAUUUUUAUGUAUGUAAGAGUUUUGUGGGUGGGGGGGGUGGGAGAGAGAGAGAGAGAGAGGAGGGAAAGAGAUCUUUUCCAUGUAUAGAAGAUUUAAAAUGCUUUUACAGGUCAUUCAAUGGUCAACACACAAAAGGACGGGCACUAGAUGCUGCCACAUGACCCGGGUCACUGUGAAGCACUACCUGAUCCAACAGAGUGUGAGAGUGUGGAACCUCAACUAAGCAGCGCCUUUCCUGGCAGAAGACUGAGUUUUAUUAAAUCUAUUUGAUGUACAAUAAAGAAUAAAACCAGA
Molecule: messenger RNA, 2109 nt
Organism: Callorhinchus milii (elephant shark)
Lineage: Eukaryota; Metazoa; Chordata; Chondrichthyes; Chimaeriformes; Callorhinchidae
Gene: dnajc11a
Product: DnaJ (Hsp40) homolog, subfamily C, member 11a
Exons: 16
Coding region: 28-1704 (558 amino acids)
Biological process (GO): cristae formation
Source: RefSeq, a predicted model, not a curated record